Humulus lupulus (European hop) is the source of this 1024-nucleotide messenger RNA. RefSeq lists its product as uncharacterized. The coding region runs from base 71 to 586 and encodes 171 amino acids. The record is from RefSeq and is a predicted model, not a curated record. NCBI's taxonomy places the organism in Eukaryota, Viridiplantae, Streptophyta, Magnoliopsida, Rosales, Cannabaceae. The transcript has 2 exons.
GUAACUUCAAGUCCUCUGGCUCUGAAGUUGAUCUAGAGAUAGAGAAGAGUGAAGUGGUAGCAGAUGAACCAUGGCUGCCACCACAUCCAUAUCUCUAUCACCACCAGAUUUCAUCUCCAUACUCCACCACAAACCUUGUCUAUUUCUUAAACCCCAUAAACAAUCCCUCUCAUUAAUCUCACCCAUAACCACUUUCUCAUCCAAAAAGACUCAAACUUUCCACAACCCACUUCACAAAAUCAGAAAACAUAACAACCCAAUUUGGAGAAUUUAUGCCACGGCCGGGGAAACUCCUCCAUUAGAAGCCACCCCACUCGAGAGUUCUCAGCAGAUUGUGUCCACCGGGGACGAUGCUACUGCCAACAUCAUUUCUGCUCUUCUCUUUAUUGCCUUUGUUGCUCUAUCUGUUGUCACAAUAGGGGUUAUCUACAUUGGCGUGACGGACUUCUUGCAGAAAAGGGAGAGAGAGAAGUUUGAGAAAGAAGAGGCAGUUCAAUCCAAGAAGGGUGGUAAGAAGAAGAAGGUUAAAGCAAGAACUGGUCCUAGAGGAUUCGGCCAAAAAAUUGAAGAGGAAGAAGAUUUUUAGUGUAAUGUGAUGAUUAGUGUGGAAAAUGCUCCAAGUAAGCUUUUCAUUCCGUUUGUAACUUGUAAUUGAAGCUUUCUCACUUUUUUAUUCCUUUUCUUAGUUCCUACACUUAAGCGAGAGAAUCUUAAAAGCACUUUGUUAGGGAACUUGGAGGAUUUGGUUUGGCAAAAUUAAGCUGAUUACUUGAAAGGGUGGAGUACAAUUAGUGUUCUUUUGUGGGAACAUUAACGUCAACAUUGGUUGGCCAAGGGGGAAAAUAUUUUUUUUUCUUUUUUAUGUGUAAUCUUCUUUGGUUUAUUGAUUUCAAUUUAGAUGUAGCCAUUAGACAAGAAUGGUGGGCUUGCCAAUAUGAAAAGCAUGCCUAACAUACAGUUGGCCUAUAUAAGUAGCGAUAUAGUAUUAGUAAUGAUGAUCAUACACAUACAUUCAUGAGUUGGA